CCGCUGGCUAGCUAGCAGCAGCGCCCCCAUUGGGAUGUUUCUCCAGUUUCGAUCGGGACGUCGAGUGACUCGGACUCGGCUGCUAGAAUACGGAGAACAGACGAAUUGCCGUUGACGCGCGUCGCGUGUUUCGUGUGUGGACUUUCGCGUGGAUUAUAUUCUUGCCGCAUUGUCAAACGGAGAGCUCGGCUCCUCCUCCUGCUGCUGCUCUGCUAUUGUGCACUGCAAACCAUAAAUCAUAAACAAUAGCGCGUGGAAUGCGUGAUUGAAACGGUAGAGGACGAAGACGACGUCUUGCUCGGCGCGUUUUUAUGCCUACAUUUAGGAAGGCCUAGUUUUUGUGUUUUCUUAUUCUGUAGUGAAUUUGGCCUGAAGGAAUAAGGUUUUCAGCAUCGUGUCUCGUUGCGCUGAUGUUGAAUGUUACCUUAAUACGUGUACGAGCACAAGCACAGUCAGUGAGAAGAAGAACGAGUGAAGGUUUCAUGGUGGGGCUGGCCAGCUUUGUGUUGGUGUAAAAGGUUUGGAAGGUGGAAGAAAACAGCAAAGCAGAGGUUUUUGUGCAAUUUAGCGCGAGUAAUCAAACAACUUCGGUAUUCAUACAGCCUAUGGUAAUCAGUGGAUAUUCUUAGUGCGGAAAGAACCGGCUUCAGUGCUUUCGUUCGUCUACCCAAAUUCAGUGCUCUCUAUGGUUGCUGAAUCAGUGCGACUGAUCUGAGUUGCUGGUCACCUACACAAAAUCCACUUCGAAUCGAACCCAUACAUCGUACAGUGCUCGGAAACUGGAGUCGCGAGACCGGUUUCUCGAUUGAAAAAAGUGCUACACAUCGACAGAGAACGCGAAGAAACGGUAAACAAAAACACGGUAAACGUGAAGAAACGACAUAAAAGCCGAUAACCAUUGACGUGUGUUUGUGCGCGGAGCUCUGCUAGCGUUUCACGUGUUGUCAAUAAGCCUCUCCAGGGUCCCACAGAGUUAACCCAAAGAAAGGCUUGCCCUGGAUGCAGUAUAGAAUAGUGUAUGGACCGGGCCAAUGAAGGCGCAUUACAUAAAGGAAAAGUUUACACGCUUGGCUUAGCCUCGAUAUCCAAGCAAAUCCCCGUAGAGAAACCUUCGUAACGUGUAGGUUACAAGGUAGUGCAGUGGCAUUUGAAGGUAUUCUUGGCCUCGGUGAAGAGUUGAGUCAUGCGGCGACAUCAAUAAUAGCAACUACUACUAGCAUAGAGGCGGUGUUAGUCAUUGAAGCGUAGAAUUAUUACGAAAUUGGCAAGGCAGGGCACGCACGAGCAAAAAGCCGAGGCGCCUCCCUAUGGUCCAAGAAGCCUAUGCUGAAGUGAGUCGAGGCGCAAGCGAGUGAACCGUGCCGAUAUUGUGCAUUCAAGUGGAAAUAUUGUUCAAUUCGCGACGAGUGUGCAGAAAAAUAAGCCCGAAAAGGAAUGGAAAAGAGUGCCGGCACGGCCUAAUCGAAUAAUAGCCGUUUUCUCGAAGAAGGUUUGUAAAUAAAGCAAAGUGAAUGGUUUGUUGUUCUUAUUGGAGCGAAGCUGGUGGAAAACCGAGAGCUAAACGUGGGAUUAACGCCCGCUAGUGAGUGUUAGAAAAGGAGUGUCUAGGAAGAAGAAGUCUAUUCAGUGUCAAUUAAGAAAAGUGUGUUCGGGAAGCUGAACCGAAUAGCUCCCAAUACUGCCCGCCGCAAAGUUGAGAAGAAACAGUACAUCUCUACAGCGAAUGCAGAACUGCAGUUCCACAACGACAGCCGGAGAUCAUUGACUGUUCGCAGCGGAGUCUGAGCGCGUGAAGAUCAGCAGAGUUCAAUAGGAUUUUCCAGAAUCGAGCAACACGAACCGUGACCGAGAAAAGCUUUUUUUCCUGGCAGCCCAAAGAUGUCUGUGUGUGUGUGUGAAACUAAAUGAACGUGUGAAAGUGAUUGUGUGAAACGGAAAGUGGGUGAAGAAUACGAAUCGAAGAAAGCUCACGUGGAUGAUGUGAUAGCAUGGAGCAUUCCUUCUAGGACAACGUUGUCCAAAUGAGCGAGACUGCUUGAAUUUCAAUGAGAACCACGACGGAGUACAGAAUUUUCCUGUGCUAUCAGAUUUCCAUUAGUAGUGUUGUUCAACCGGUCAAUUAGCUAGAAUAGGAGGCAGCUGAAUCAAUCCUUGAUAUUGAAACGAGCAAGCAUCAAUUGGUUAAGCUUUCGGCCUAUCAUGACUGUUUCUUCCAAGCCGGCCAUUCAACGAACGACGCUCUAAGAGAUAACACACCCUUUGCAAUCGGAUAGUGAACAACAAAUCAGUCGCUCCAUGCAGAAUUCCCGCCCAGGCAAGAGCUAACAUCUGCCCGGAAGAACGCACCGGAAUUCAUCCUGGAUCGCCAACGGUGUCCACUAGCAGUAGGACCACCCCAUCAUCCAUCCCGGCAAGACAACGUGAAUCAACGAGGGAAAAGAUGGAUCAUCGCCAGAAGGAAAAGAAGCGCCGAGGGCUACAUCCCUUGUGGACACUUAUAGUGGCAGCGUUGCUACUGCUGAUCGGAUCGGCCGACGGGAACACCGAAAAAGAUUUCACACAGCAGUGCAACAAUUGUCGCUGCAGUUGGAAGAGUGGCAAACGAAAUGCGGACUGCACCAACCAGGGACUGGCACUGAUACCGGGCGAUCUGAGCUCGGAACUUCAGGUUCUAGAUUUGUCCAACAAUCGGAUAGGGGAGAUUCGCGGGUACGAGCUGAUGCGUGCCCAUCAGCAAAAUUUGCACAAAUUGUACAUCAAGAACAGCACGAUCGAAAGCAUACACAAGGAUUCGUUUCGAAACUUAACGAUCCUGAUCGAGCUGGAUCUAUCGAACAACAAACUGAAGCGCCUAGAUCCGGGCAUGUUCGAUGAUUUGAAAAAGCUACGGGUCAUCAUGCUGAAUCACAACCAGAUCGAACGGAUAGAGAACAAUCUGUUCAAAGAUUUAAAAUUUCUGACCAAGAUCGACCUGCAAGACAAUCUCAUCUAUAGGGUAGCGUUGCAUAGUUUUAUAGACGUUCCGGCACUGUCGCAGAUCGAGUUGGACUACAACCGGCUGCAGAUCCUCCGCAAGGAGACUUUUGUCAACCUGGAGAAACUGACCAGCCUGUCGCUGACGAACAAUCCGUGGAAUUGCAGCUGUGCCCUGCGGAAUUUCAGCGAAUUCAUCAAGAGUAAUAAUCUGUAUCGAUCUCCUACGACUUGCGAGCAGCCACCGAUGCUCAAAGGAAAGGAGUGGAACGAGAUUGACGUGGACGACUUUGCCUGUCGUCCCCAAAUCAUAGAUAACAAACUGAUCUUCCCCAGCGAUGGGCAAAAUGCUACCUUCACGUGCAAGGUAACGGGACUGCCACUCCCGAAAGUCGAUUGGUUGUUCCACAAACGACCCGUCUCCAAAAACGACAAACGAUGGAGUGUGACCUACGCCGUCAGGACCAAUGGCAAGGACACAAACGAGGUCCUGGUUUCAGAACUAACCAUCGUGGGAGUAAAACCAUCGGAUCGGGGCUCCUACGUGUGCAAGGCGACCAACCCGGGCGGAACUGACGAGAGUGAACAGUUUUUCGACCUGACCAGCCCCAUUCCCGAAGUGCGUCCGAAUCGAACGAACGACAUCCUGUGGAUUGUGCUGUUCGUGGUGCUAGCGAUUCUGGUGGUGCUGAUACUGGUGAUAAUGGUGCUGUGCUGCGUGUGUCGCAAAACGCGCCGAUUCAAGAAGAACUCAUCGAUUAGCGAAAACGGACUGAUGAACUCCAAGAUGGACAAAUCGGCCGACGGGUCGGUGCUGGACGGGGGAUCGGUGAUAAUGGAGAUGCAGAAGAGCCUGCUGACGGAGGUGAACCCGGUGGAGAAGCCUCCGCGACGGUCGGACAUUGAGGCGACUGACAAGAACGACUACGACGAGGGGCACGAGGUCAAGAAGACGCUGCUCGAGGAAACGGGAUUCGCCGCUCAAGAUGAAGAAACGGCCUCGGUUGCCCUGUCGGACACUGCCCCGCGAACCCGUGCGACCUAUGUCGAUGAAGGCGGCUAUGGCACCACAAAUCUUCCACCGGAUCUGCUUGCCUUCCCGAACACACGGUUUCCCCAGUCACCCUCGAUCCAGAGUUCGAUGUCCAACAUCCACGAUGGACGCAUCUACGCCACCAAGUCGCCCCUAUCGAGUCCCAUCUAUCAGCACAGUCCCAGCAUAUUAGGUGCCAGCGCAAGUGGCCAAGUACCGGCCGGCUUCCGAACGUUGCAACAUCCGAAAACGGGUCGAACGAUAGCAAUCGCAACGCAGCGAUCCAAUUCCCCGUUCACGCCAGCACCGCUCAUCUAUCCGCAGGUGGUCAUGAAGCAAGGCUACGUCACAAUUCCGCGCAAGCCACGCACCCCCAGUUGGACCCCAUCGGUCAAUUCGACUGCGACGACGGCUGAACUGUUGCCCCCUACAAGCCCAACGUCCACCGGAGAACUGCCGGCCGCGACGGAACCGGUAUACGACAAUCUCGGCCUCCGAACGACAGCGUCCGGCAACUCGACGCUCAAGCUGAACAAAUCGGCCAACAAAGCGGGCCCCAGCAGUACGUACAGUAUGAAGAAUCGACCACUUCCAGCAACCCCCGGGGGACAAACGGCCAUGCCGGCAACGCACAACAGUUCCACCGGCAGCAACUACGAAUCGAUUCCCGAAGUGGGAGGACAAUCAGCGACGACGUUAGCCGGCCUUGAAUCGAUCUACGGAAGGACCACGGGGAGCAGCGGAAGCAGUAGUAGGAGCAAAGUACCACCACGACCACCACCGAAGCCUAAGAAGAAGCCCAGCCUAGCGGGGGUGAACAUGGUGACGACAACACCCGGCUCGAGCGGGUUGGCCAGUACCAGCAGCACCAGUCCGCUGUUUGCCGACGAGGGCGAAGACGGAACGGAGGUUUAGCUGGCGCUUUGGCCCUUGGGCGAUCGCAACGGUGGAUGCGCAAUAAACGACGACGAAAUUACCGAUUUUCCUUAUAGGGAGCCAACGAUCGGUAGUGUGAGUAGCUUUUAAAGAUUCUUAUAUAUAUUCAAAGUAUAGUAUAUUCGGUGAAAUAUAGUUAAUAGUUAUUUUUUCUACUCUAUUUGAACGUACAUUUGAGGAGGCGUAUGAGCGAGUAAAACAAUUAAAAUUGUGACAGUAAGAGAGAGAGGAGUAAAAUGAAUGAACUUUAGUGUAAUGUAUUGAUUGAUGAAACGAUUACGAUGAAUCUUUAUGAAAUAGCAUUAAAGUGUACUAUUAUGUUUUUAUAAGAAAAGUGACCGAAAGCAGCGGAUAAAAAAGUGGAGAUCAAAAAUUUUGAACUAUAUAGGCUAAUGUUGCUAGUUUGUAAGUUAGCUAAUAAAACGAAAUGGAACGAAAGCGUUGAAGUAAUCGAA
Messenger RNA from Aedes aegypti (yellow fever mosquito), 5397 nucleotides. RefSeq names its product leucine-rich repeat-containing protein 24 (gene kek5). The record is from RefSeq and is a predicted model, not a curated record. The transcript is spliced from 7 exons. Lineage: Eukaryota; Metazoa; Arthropoda; Insecta; Diptera; Culicidae. Gene Ontology annotation, molecular function: protein binding. The coding region runs from base 2441 to 4921 and encodes 826 amino acids.